Fusarium pseudograminearum CS3096 is the source of this 1638-nucleotide messenger RNA. RefSeq lists its product as uncharacterized. Gene Ontology annotation, biological process: fungal-type cell wall biogenesis; carbohydrate catabolic process. Gene Ontology annotation, molecular function: mannan endo-1,6-alpha-mannosidase activity. The transcript has 4 exons. Lineage: Eukaryota; Fungi; Ascomycota; Sordariomycetes; Hypocreales; Nectriaceae. The record is from RefSeq and is a predicted model, not a curated record. Bases 1 to 1638 code for a protein of 545 amino acids.
AUGGCCUUCAAAUUGGAUCCUAAUUCGACGACCUCAGUCAAAUCCAUUUCCAGAUCAAUCGCCAAGGACAUGGUUGCUAUGUACCAUGGGCAUGAGCCCGGCGGCACGCCCGGUUUGCUACCUGAACCUUAUUACUGGUGGUACGCUGGAGCCUUUAUGGGAACACUUGUUGACUAUUGGGCAUAUACUGGCGAUGACCAGUAUGUCAAUCUCACCAAGCAGGCACUCUUGUUCCAGGUCGGUGAACAUGAUGAUUACAUGCCUAUCAACCAGACAAGAACAGAGGGAAACGAUGACCAAGGCUUCUGGGCGCUCACUGUUAUGUCUGCUGCCGAGUACAACUUCCCUCAUCCCGAACCCGAUGAGCCACAAUGGCUUGGACUUGCCCAAGCUGUUUUCAACACACAGGCUGCUCGUUGGGACACAGAGCAUUGCAACGGCGGGUUAAAAUGGCAGAUAUUUGAGUGGAAUAAAGGCUAUGAUUACAAGAAUUCAAUCUCCCAGGCUUGCUUCUUCGCCCUGGGCGCCCGUCUUGCUCUUUUUACUGGCAAUAACAGUUAUGCCGAUUGGGCCGAUAAAACCUGGGACUGGAUGAUCGGGACCGAGUUUAUUGAUCCAAAAACUUGGUAUGUUUACGAUGGUGCUCACAUCUACAACAAUUGUACCAAAUUGGUACCUUACCAGUUCUCCUACAAUGCGGGCGGUAUGAUUCUUGGCGCUGCUGCCAUGUACAAUCACACCGAAAACCAGGUCUGGAAAGAUCGUCUUGACAACCUUCUUGAAGGUGUCAAGGUCUUCUUCACGGGGCCCCAGAAGAACAUCAUGACAGAAGUCGCGUGUGAAUCUGUGAAGCUCUGCAAUCUGGACCAGAAGUCCUUCAAGGCAUAUCUAAGCCGCUGGUUGGCCGUCACUACUCAAUGGGCACCUUACACUCACGACUUAAUCAUGCCACUUUUACGCGCCUCGGCCGUUGCAGCCACCAAUGUAUGCACCGGAGGCGAGAAUGGACAGAUGUGUGGUCUUUACUGGAACAAGAACAAAUUCGAAGGUGAAGUAACCGUGGGUCAACAAAUGGCGGCAUUAGAAGUCACACUUGCUUGCAUGAUUCAGGAUCGGCCUGCUCCGUUGACGAAAAAUACCGGAGGAACAAGCAAGCCUAAUCCUGGCGGUGGUUCCGCAGAUAUUGGACGAACCGUCCCCGAUUUGGAGUACGACCCUCUUCCUGCGGGUGAUAAAGCUGGAGCUGCCAUCCUCACCGUUUUGGUUAUCGCUGGUCUUCUUGCCCUUAUGAUGUGGAUCUUCUUGGAUGAGACCUCGGACAACGGCCCAAUCGAUCAAGCCCGGAACUUUGGGUCAUCAACAGCCGCGGCAUUCGUCAAGCGGAAGCAGAAGGGCAUCGACGAGAAGAAUGACGCAGUGUUCCAGAAUAACGACAGUUCUCAAGAGAGCAACUUCAGGCGCGCUACAGAUGAUAUGAUAAUGAAUGGAGGUGCCCACAACAGUGAGGGCUAUGCACAUCGUCGAGUAUCCAGCAUGCCAUUGGGUUGGCCACAGCACGCAGCGAGAGGAAGUGCCACAUACGAUGCUGAUAGAAUUUAUCCAGUUUCGGUUUCAGAUCUUCAGGCUCGAGGACAAUGA